GUUCACUCAAUAGCCAAGAGAAAAUCUGGGAAUGCUUCAGAUCAUGCAUUCAGGUCCUGAAGAACUAACAGAUGACCAUUCAUCAGACUACAGAGGGUUUUCAUUGCAUCCAGACUGGAAUUAGCCCAAAGAUAAUACUCGGGGUGGACAAUGAACAACACUGCUAAGUGCCAUGAUGAUCACACCUUGGAUAAGUAUUUGUUUCCAUUUGUGUACAGCACUGUGAUGAUCAUCAGUAUUCCCAUCAACUGCAUAUCCCUCUAUGCAUCUUGCAUUCAGGUGAGAAAAAAGAAUGAGUUAGCAGUCUACAUCUUCAGCCUAUCCCUGGCUGACCUUCUGUACUCUCUGAUUCUGCCUCUGUGGAUAGACUAUGCCUGGAACGGUGACAACUGGAGGUUCUCUGCCUUGCUUUGUCAGAUUUCUGCAUUCCUUAUGUAUAUGAAUUUCUACACCAGCACCGCGUUCCUUGCUUGCAUCUCUGUUGACAGGUACUUGGCAUUAGUUCACCCCCUGAAGCUCCAGCACUUGCGCACAAGAAGAAUUUCAUUGUUUGUCAGCAUACUUGUCUGGCUUUUGGAAAGUGUCUUAAAUUCAGCCAUACUGGUGAACAACGAAGUGUUCAAUGAUCCUUGCAAUUUCACUAAUCAUACAUUAUGCUAUGAUAAAUACCCCCUGGAACAGUGGCAGUCACAGAUGAAUUUAUUGCGCAUAUGCUCAGGGUACCUGCUUCCUUUGAUAAUCAUUGUGUUUUGCUACCAUAAAAUCUACCAAGUAGUGAGAUGUAAUCAAGCCACAGUAGAUGAAGAAAAGAAAAAAGUGAAGAAACUUAUUCUGAAUAUCAUAGUUACUUUCAUUGUUUGCUUCACUCCUUAUCACAUUGUAUUGCUUAUUCGCAGCAUCAAAGAACCUUACACCAAAGACCCACAGAUUUUGCUGCUGAUGUAUAAGGUUUACAGAAUCACACAGGCCUUAACAAGUUUGAAUUGCAUUGCUGAUCCCAUUCUUUACUGCUUUGUGAGUGAAACUACACGAACAGACAUACUGAAUUUACUCAGGUGUUGCUUGUGCCUACAAAAGUAUGAGGGAGACCAAACAAAAGACCUUUGUCUGUACAGUUCUGCUACAAAGAGCAGUGCACUAAUCACCUACAGAACUUCCUGUGAAGUGGUAACUGUCAAAAGGCCUGAGCAAGCAGUACAAUAA
Messenger RNA from Dryobates pubescens (Downy woodpecker), 1203 nucleotides. It is a transcript of the gene GPR65, whose product is annotated as G protein-coupled receptor 65. Gene Ontology annotation, molecular function: G protein-coupled receptor activity. Lineage: Eukaryota; Metazoa; Chordata; Aves; Piciformes; Picidae. Gene Ontology annotation, biological process: G protein-coupled receptor signaling pathway. Gene Ontology annotation, cellular component: membrane. The transcript has 2 exons. Bases 151 to 1203 code for a protein of 350 amino acids. The record is from RefSeq and is a predicted model, not a curated record.